AUGGCACACGUACAGGAGAGCAUUGCGACUACCGAGAAUGAACAUCGUAUUCAUUGGAGGGUGCCAACUCUUAUGUCGGCCUAUCUGCUAGCUGGAAUUGGCCUUGUACUUGGACAUCAUUUCUUCUAUACAUCUUUGAACAGCAAAGUCGUCAGCAGCUCUAUUUCUCAAACGUGGAACCUUCGAAUCGGCACUGGACUCGCUUUUUUGGUUAAAGUGGUGCUGACAGGAGCGGUGGGGACAGCAUGUGUCCAGAACGUUUGGAGUCUUCUUCGCCAGAAGGCAGUAAAAGUUACCACCAUCGAUUCUUGGUUUGGAGUGCUCUCCAAUUCUUGGAAGUUGCUGGACCUCGUGGCCUGGACCCAAGGUCCGCUGGUCCUGUGUUUAGCCUUGCUUUGCUGGCUGAUUCCGUUCUCUGCAAUCAUAACACCCGCUACCUUGACUGUCGAACCGGCCCCUGACAUGGCAUCAACCUCGCAGUUGGUUAAGAUACCACUCAUCAACUGGACAUAUCCCAUGUUCGAAACUCAGGGUGCUGGGUUUUAUUAUAGAACCACGGCCGACAUGCAAAGAAUUGCCACUACUGUUGCGUACAGCGGCGCGAUGCUGAGUAUUCCCGCGCCUGCCCCCAACGCAUCAUAUGCCUUGCAAUUUUAUGGACCAACCCUUAAAUGCAUACCCGCGAACAGCUCCGUCACCGAUGCUUUCAACAAAACAUGGGCUUUUCGUACUCAGCCAUACAUUUCUAUGGUUCCCUCAUCAGCCAACUUCACGACAGAUUUGGAGAAAUUUCACAACUCGAGUCUUUCCUCGUCGAGUAGCACCUUACGGUAUCUGGAUCUUUAUUCUGGAGACAUGGCUAGAUUAUACAUUGCCACUAAGAAUGAGACUAUCAACGGGACUUGGAAUCCUCCUGCCAUCAAUGAUUGUGGACUAUAUAAUGCAUCAUACGAUGCCCUCUUCGAGUUCAACAACGGACAGCAAUCGAUUAAGAUCCGCAAUCUGACUGAUCUGCGACCGUUUCAGUAUUGGAACUACCAGAACGAAAACUCGAUAUACUCUCCGUGGAAUGAGAAUUACAUGUCUAUUUUUGAGGCUUUCGGUCGCAUUGUGGUUGGGUCUCUGUCAUGGUCUGUCUCACUCGAGAUAAACAUGAACACUGAGGCGCUGAACACGGCUUUGAUCAAUUCUUUCGAGAUGCGAUCUAUUUUAGCCACCGUAAAGGCCACCGGGUCUGGCGAUACCACGUUUCUUAAUAGUGAGAUAGCGAACUUGGGUGGAGGGAGGAAUUUCACCAUGGCUGAAGCAGCGGAAGAGCUCUUUCAAAACCUCACUCUGAGCUUAUACGGAACUUCCACGUAUCGAGAUUUCGAGAAUGCCACGGCCCCAACCAAUCUCACGAUUUUCAGCCCGCAAAACAUUUACGUCUAUCAGCCUAGGAAUCUAGCUCUCGCAUAUGGAUUGGCGGUUGGCUUCUCGAUUCUUGGAGUCUUGGCUGGCUUCGUUGCGGUCGUCGCCAACGGUGCUUCUUACGCGUUUGAUUUCUCUUCGAUUCUAAGGGUAACGAGAAAUCCGGAACUCACAAAUGCAGUCCAGGCGGAUGUAACGAAUGGCGCAGAGCCCCUGCCUAGUCAUUUAGCAAAGACAAAGAUGCGGGUCUUACCUAUAAGUGUGUGA
Molecule: messenger RNA, 1677 nt
Organism: Eremomyces bilateralis CBS 781.70
Lineage: Eukaryota; Fungi; Ascomycota; Dothideomycetes; Eremomycetales; Eremomycetaceae
Exons: 3
Coding region: 1-1677 (558 amino acids)
Source: RefSeq, a predicted model, not a curated record